Microplitis mediator is the source of this 1638-nucleotide messenger RNA. RefSeq names its product U4/U6 small nuclear ribonucleoprotein Prp4 (gene U4-U6-60K). The record is from RefSeq and is a predicted model, not a curated record. Gene Ontology annotation, biological process: mRNA splicing, via spliceosome. Gene Ontology annotation, cellular component: U4/U6 x U5 tri-snRNP complex. Gene Ontology annotation, molecular function: protein binding; U4 snRNA binding; U6 snRNA binding. Lineage: Eukaryota; Metazoa; Arthropoda; Insecta; Hymenoptera; Braconidae. The coding region runs from base 1 to 1584 and encodes 527 amino acids. The transcript has a single exon.
AUGACAAUGUCUGACGACGAAGACCUGGUCUACGUUCGUAAAUCAAAGACAGUUCACUAUGGAUCACUUGAAGAAGGAGAACGUGCUAGACUGGCAGCAGAGUCAUCAGAUGACCACAAUGAUCCAGUUGAUGGAUCGGGUCCAGCACCAGCUGCACCCGCUCCAACACCGGCAGCAAAUAUCCACGUGUCAAAUGAAUACAUGGAGCUGGAGGAUGAGAUGUCCAAAGAUAAACAAGCAUUGCUUGAGGAAUUUGAAAGGAGAAAGAAGGCACGUCAAAUAAAUGUAUCAACAGAUGAUUCAGAGGUACGUAAAACUUUACGAGUACUAGGUGAGCCAAUUUGUCUGUUUGGUGAAGGUCCAGCAGACAGACGAACUCGAUUGCGUGAAUUAUUAGCCAGUCGUGGUGAGGAUGUUAUUAAAAAGAAGCAUGACGAUGAUGAUAAACAUGUUCGUCCUCUGGAACGUGAAAUGGAGACGACCUGGUACCAUGAAGGUCCAGAUUCGUUGCAAAUAGCGCGCGCUUGGAUUGCUGAAUACUCAUUAAAACGUGCUGGUGCACGAUUACAACGUGCACGUCAAGAUUUAGCUCUACCUGGUGCUACUCGGACAGCUCAUCAGCAAGAAUUACUUCGAAAGCUACAAAGUUUGUCAACUUAUUGCUCCCAAGUUGGUGAUACUCGUCCUAUUUCUUCGUGUCAAUUUAGUCCUGAUUCUAAAAUUCUCGCAACUUCAUCUUGGUCAGGAAUAUGCAAACUUUGGUCUGUACCAGACUGCGAACUAUUAAGAACAUUGAAUGGACAUACCAGGCUCGCUGGAUGCAUUGUUUUUCAUCCUAAAGCAACGAUAACUGAACCAGUUGUUGGACCAACUGCUGGAUCAACAUGUGUAUUGGCUAGUUGUGAUGCCGAUGGUAAAGUUAAACUCUGGGCCGGUGGUUCUGGUGAUGAACCGAUUGCUGAUCUCGAGGGUCAUGAUAAACGUGUUUCCCGUAUUGCUUUUCAUCCAUCGGGAAGAUUUCUUGGUACUUGUUGCCACGACGCAUCUUGGAGACUCUGGGAUUUGGAGCAGAAAGAAGAAGUGCUGCAUCAGGAAGGUCAUGCCAAAGCUGUUCACUGUAUCAGUUUCCAGGUUGAUGGAAGUGUUGCUGCUACUGGUGGUCAUGAUGCCUUUGGACGUGUCUGGGAUUUACGUACAGGUCGGUGUAUAAUGUUUAUGGACGGUCAUUCAAAAUCUAUUUUUGGUAUUGAUUUUUCGCCAAAUGGGUUCCAAAUAGUUACAGCAAGUGAUGAUAACACUUGUAAAAUUUGGGAUUUGCGUAAACGAACAUGUUUAUAUUCAAUACCAGCGCAUACUAAUUUAUUGUCUGAUGUUAAAUAUCAACGGGGGGAUGGUCAUUAUUUGGUUACCGCUUCGUAUGAUAAUACCGCUAAAAUAUGGUCUAAUAAAACAUGGCAACCUCUAAAGACACUACAGGGACAUGAUGGAAAAGUAAUGGCCGUUGAUGUGUCACCAGAUCAUAAAUAUAUCGCUACUAGUUCUUAUGACCGCACGUUUAAGUUGUGGUCACCUGAGAAUAUGUAAAUUAAUUGUCGACUAGGUUUAAUUAAUUUGUUUAAUAAAUUUAAUUUAAAAUAA